Trichomycterus rosablanca is the source of this 4446-nucleotide messenger RNA. It is a transcript of the gene znf280d, whose product is annotated as zinc finger protein 280D. The record is from RefSeq and is a predicted model, not a curated record. The coding region runs from base 530 to 3325 and encodes 931 amino acids. The transcript has 21 exons. NCBI's taxonomy places the organism in Eukaryota, Metazoa, Chordata, Actinopteri, Siluriformes, Trichomycteridae. Gene Ontology annotation, molecular function: RNA polymerase II cis-regulatory region sequence-specific DNA binding; DNA-binding transcription factor activity, RNA polymerase II-specific. Gene Ontology annotation, biological process: regulation of DNA-templated transcription.
GCAUUUAGCUCAGCCUACUAGCCUGGUCUGUGUUAGUAUGAGCCAUAGUGACUAGCUAGAUUUACAUAUUGGCCAGCCAAUCACAGUCACGGAAGCGGGGUUUGUCGGAAUAGCGGUCGGGAAAUCCGGCUAAAGCAGAGAGCUAACUUGUUAGCAACUUGGCUUGUGUGCAAACACUGAAACGUCUUUGUACAGAUGAAGAUGUAUCGCAUUAUCACCACUGCUCAAUAAUCACAGUGUAACAUGUUCUUCACUGGUUAAGUCAUCUGAAUUAUUUAAUAACUUAAUGUAUUAGUCAUCUGGCUGAAGAAGAAGCUAAUUCGGGAUGCACAGUUGCAUUUUUAAGUUGACAGUUUAGAAUAACCCUCCUGCUCACUGAUCUUCUAUAUCUGCCUUUACAAAUGAACAUGAUUUUAAUAAUAUUUCAUUUAUUUAUAUGUGAUAUGUCUCACUUAGCUUUCUGCAUGCAGUCAGAUAUGAUUUCUGGAGGAAUAAAACACAUUUCGCUGACAGUUUUACAGGUGAAACCAUGUCUGAGCUGGUUAUGGAAUGUGAGGAGGAGGAGUUGGAGCCAUGGCAGAAAGCGAUUCCAGAAAUCAGUUUGCUAGACGACGACGACGACGAUAAUGAUGACGAUGACGAACCAAUAUUUGUGGGGGAAAUCUGCAGCUCCAAGCCCGCACCUACCAGCAGACCCAGUGUUGUCUACCAUCAUAGCCCACCAAAUGCCACACUUCAAGGGGUCCGUUCACUCGCCUUACCCCAAAAGACUGGUUUACCUCAAAUGAACUCCACCAAACAGUCUGCAGCAUCUCAUGUAACCGCCAGAGGUUCAUCACACUCGGUUUACCACACUGUCAGUUCCCAAACAGGACCUCAGACAGGACCCAGAUCAUUAAAUACAGUGUCUCCUCAGCCUAUCAUGAUCAACAACCAGGGUUAUAUUGUCUCAUCCCCACAAAACAUCAGCAAUAAUAAUUCAGUGUUCAGCACAUCACAGUAUCAACCAGGCACUUCCUUCAGUGUUCUGCCAGCAGGUCAGCAGAUGGUGCAGCAGGUCAAUGCCCAGGCUAAGCCAGUCCCGGGUGUCAUCCACCGGCCCCAAGUGCAGUUAAUCCAGAACAACGUAGUGACGCUGUCGAACGUGCAGGGUCCUGCUGAUAUCUCCCCUCAGUCGCACUCCACCUCCAUCCUGCACAAACCCAGCAUAGGCUCGCUGGGAUCCCCCAAACUCAUCACACCUACUCUACAAGCAGUCAACAACCGUACUGUGUUCACGGAUAAUAGUAUAAUAAAACGAAGCCUCUUGCCUGAUGCCAACAACAGCCCUUCAAAAAGAACCAAAAUCGACUCUGAAAACGAGACACCCUACAGUAGGAAGUGUCCUAAAUGUCACAUUCACUUCAACUUAAUGGACCCAUUAAAAACACACAUGAGGUCCUGCUGCCCGCAUUUUUUGGACACCGUCUUCCCUUCAACCUCAAAGCCGGACAGAGCAGCACCCCAAGCACGAAUGUACGAUGCAGAACGAGGAAAGCUGAUCAUGCUGGUGUCUGAUUUUUACUACGGGAAGUGUGAGGGCGAUCCGUCUGCAAUUCGGGAACUCAAGUCCAACACUACCUUCAAGUGCAACAGCUGUUUAAAAAUUCUCAAAAACAACAUUAGGUUUAUGAAUCACAUGAAGCAUCAUCUAGAGCUGGAGAAGCAGAACAGUGAGAGUUGGGAGAGCCACACUACGUGUCAGCACUGUUACCGGCAGUAUUCAACACCGUUCCAGCUGCAGUGCCAUAUUGAGAGUGCCCACAGCCCCUACGAGUCCACAACUAACUGUAAGAUUUGUGAAUUGGCCUUUGAGACAGAACAAGUGUUGCUGGAGCACAUGAAGGACAAUCACAAACCCGGAGAGAUGCCGUACGGCUGUCAGGUCUGCAACUACCGGUCGUCGUUCUUUUCAGACGUGGAGAACCAUUUCCGCACCGCCCACGAGAACACUAAAGACCUCCUGUGUCCGUUCUGCCUUAAAGUGCUGCGCAGUGCUCACAUGUACAUGCAGCAUUACAUGAAGCAUCAGAAAAAAGGAAUUCAACGCUGUGGGAAGUGCAGAUUGAAUUUUCUUACCUACAAGGAGAAAGUAGAGCAUAAAACACUCCAUCAUCGUACCUAUAAGAAACCAAGAAGCCUUGACGGAUUGCCUCCAGGAACAAAGGUUACUAUUCGAGCCUCUUUCAACGGAGGAUCCACAAUGUGUCCCAACGCUCCCGGUAAAUCGUAUGUUAACCUGGUCCCUACGAGCCCUGAGAAAAUCAAACCCACUGCCAAGUCCAGUUCCUACAUGGGCAAGGCAAGGACGAACCAGACCAAUAAAAACCGCACCUCUCUACACAACAAUGAGCUGAAAGGCAUGAAUAAUUUAUUUUACAGACUCUCUCCUGGAGUGCACAAAUGCAUCGAGUGUCAAAACGAGGUCACCGUAGCCUACGUUCACUAUCCUCUAUCACUAAAAUGCUCGUUAUGCAAGUAUCGGACCAGCUGUCAGAAAUCUUUUAGACUACAUAGGGUGAGGUUUCAUAGCAGCUCUUCAAAACUGAGAUUAAGCAAAGGGAAGAUGUCUCUGCCUGGUGUACGGAGUCUGACUCUUGUGUGUCUGAACUGUGAUUUCCUGGCCAACGUGUCUGACGCAAACCGCAUGUGUGAUCAUCUGAUCAGCAGACCCAACCACAGCUGUCAGGUCAUUUUAGAGACAGAUAAAGGUUCGACUGUGGACAGUUCAAUUCACGAGGACUCAGAUAAGGUUGAGCUCUGUUGUCCGGAAGCAGAAGAUGGUUGUUCCGUCAGUUUGGUCGAAACCAAAGAUCUCUUAGAAGAAUCUUCCACCAAAUCCGACCUGAAUGAAACUGAACCCGUCAGCGUUAAUGAACCGAGUGAAAAAGCCACCUCACCAUCGACUGAGGAGCUAACGGCAGAACCAUCAGCUAAAGCAGAUACACCAGCGGAGCCUCUGCAACCUGAAGACGAGACGGAGGCCGAGACCACAGAGCCUGCGACCGAGGACGUCUCUGUUGGAGGAGAGAAAGAUUCGGAGGACGCCUCCAUCGUUCGCUGCGGCUCAGUCAGAGACGGAGGAGGAGUGAGCGCUGACGAUUUUCUGAAUAAAAGUGACAAAGCCGAGACCGUGAGCGUGCACUCGCCGCUGGAACCGCUCACUCCUUCCAAGGUGCUGGAAGGCGAUGAAGCCGAGAAGGCGCCCGAAUUGAGAAAUCAUAAAACGGACAUUGAGGAGACUGCAGGGGUUAAGAAGUGUUUAGAAACUAGCACUUUAGAGUAGCAUAGAAUAAGGAUGCCUCUAUUUUACGUUUUAAACUUUGUUUUUACCUACAUGAGGGCCAAGAAAGACCACUAGUGAAAAUGCUCACAUUUAGCACUUUUCUCACAUUUAAAACAGUGGGGUUUUUUUAAAUUACAGAUCAUAUAGUCAGUACAACAAUUAGAGUAAAAAUGUGUUGUUUGAAAUAAAUGCAGUAAAUACUUUUUCAGUAGUGGUCUCAGACUUUUGGCCCCCAUCGUAUAACGCUUGUCCACAUGUAAACACAAGGCUUGCAGUGAAAGCAGAGUGUUAAUCUAUAGAAACCUUUUCUUCUUUGUAUUGACACACUUGCAUUAAAAAAGCUUGGUUGUGUUGCUGUACUCCAAAACAUUGCCUUCCAAAGGAAAAAAUAAGCAUUUCAGAAGAACUAAAAACUGUGAAACGAUCUUUUACUUUUAUCAGCAUUGAUGUUCUUCAACACAGGACAUCUGACACACGAGGAAGCAGAUUUCUAGGCUGCAAUCACAAGGAAUUCUCGGCAUCUAUUGGAAAACACGUUAAUGUAAUGCAUGUGCAAUGACUUGUGGCCAAUGAAGGUGGGGUUGUAACUCAUUCACUUACAAUUAUCAGUGGAUACUUCGUCUACGAUGCAAUAGACUGUGUUCCCCGUGAAACCAGACCCACUACAACCUGACCAGGAUAAAGCAAAUAAUAAAAUUUAAAUGAAACUGAAUUAAAUGAAAUGAGUUGAAAUCUUUCUCCAAAAGUCUGUGCUGUUAGCACGUUGUCUCUCACUGGAUGAGGGAGUGUAACAAACACUUCCAGCAACAUUUUCACUGAAGUAAACUGCAAGAAGACAGUAGGAUGUUUUGAUGGAUGCUGAUUAUAUUCUUGUAACUGCAGCCUUAAUGUUCAGUUUUAGAAAUGAAUGUGACCGUGUGCAUUGUAUUAUACAUUGUACAUGACUGAUAAAAAUCCCUCUCAAACAAUGAACUUUUUGUUUCUAGUGUAUCGUAAUGCUUUUAUAAGCUUGUUUUAAAUAGGUCAACUUUUCAGUGUCAUUCAUUCUCACUCUAGUUACAACAGUUGAAUUCUAGAGCCAAUGUUCCGUUAUUAUAUCCUUAUUACAGGGUUCAGCUGAA